This is a messenger RNA of Zophobas morio, 1408 nucleotides long. Its product is annotated as zinc finger X-chromosomal protein-like. The transcript is spliced from 2 exons. Gene Ontology annotation, cellular component: chromosome. Gene Ontology annotation, molecular function: chromatin insulator sequence binding. NCBI's taxonomy places the organism in Eukaryota, Metazoa, Arthropoda, Insecta, Coleoptera, Tenebrionidae. Gene Ontology annotation, biological process: regulation of transcription by RNA polymerase II. The record is from RefSeq and is a predicted model, not a curated record. The coding region runs from base 138 to 1337 and encodes 399 amino acids.
CACUCACACAACAAAUACAUUUCCGAUGUUUUAUAAAUUUUCUCAAUAAGUAUAGCCAGUCAGACGUGACAAACAUGUCAGUGCAAGAUAAAUAAUGAUCGUGUAUUGCUCCCCAGGAUCUCAAAAAAUUGACCAAAAUGUUUCCUCAGACGUUCCAAUUCAUAAAAAUAGAAAACCACGCGUUUCAGUGUUCAAAAAGCAUCGAACUUUUCCAGUGUAAAGAGUGUUCAAAGUUUCAAACACAUUUCCUUGUGUGUUUAAAACGGCACUCGAAAGAGCACAGAAGUGAGGAGCCAAAAGAACUCUUAUACAAGUGUAGAAAAUGCACCUUUGAAACGUAUUCCAAGUUUCUGCUAAUAACACAUGGUUUACUAAAAGCUUGUGCAUCGACAAAUCCGAAAACACGUACCAGAAAAGCGAAUUCUUCACAUUGUCACGACUAUGUGUGUAGUUAUUGUUCAUUUACAACGAAAAAACAGUCAUAUUUGACGAGACAUGUCCGCAAUAGACACACAGCGGAAGAUCAAAUCCAAUGGUUUCAUUGUGAACAGUGCUCUAGUAAGUAUAGGUACCACUACAAACUGCGCUUUCACAUGAAAUUGAAGCACUCAGACGAGUGCGAAAAGUGUCAAAUCAAAUUUAAAACAAAUCUAGAGCUAAAAAUCCACAUGAAAACCCACCAUCGCAAGUCUGUGAAAGUUUGCCGAUAUCAGUGUGAUUUAUCUCCGUCUAGUUUCGUCAAUCAGAACAACGAUAGCCCCCAGUCAGACAAAACCUACCUCUUCCACUGCGACCAAUGCACCUACAAAACCAACAGCAAAUACCUCCUGAAACAACACGUCAUUUUUAAACACACGGCAGAGGAUAAAAUCGACUGGUUCUGCUGUGACCUCUGCCCGUCGAAAUUCAAAGACAACAAAGGCUUGCAAAGACACGUCAAACGAAUGCACAUGUCUUCAAAAAACUGCGUAUUUAAGUGCGGCUACUGCAAAAUCAAAACCAAAGAUAAGUCUCUUUUGAGGGAGCAUUUUAUAUCGGGGCAUGGAGAGACAAAACAGACAGUUGACUUGUUUCAGUGUGAAGCGUGCUCCAAGUGCUUUAAAAGCGAAGCAGAUUUGCUAAGUCACAAGGAAGUGCAACACGGUGGUGAGAAGUGGUUUUACUGUGAACAGUGCACUUAUAAAUCGAGGAAUAAACCGGAUUUGAGGCGACACGUUCUGGUUAAACAUACGCCAGAAAAUCAAAUCGAUUGGUUCGCGUGCGGUGAAUGUACGGCUAUGUUUAAAACGAGAGAUUAUUUGCAGAAACAUACGAAGUAUGUGCACAUGUAUUCGUAGAAUUUCCAAAGAAAAAUUAGUAUUAGGACAUUAGAGGUGUUUUUGUGUAUUUAAUACGAUUCGUGAAUGGU